AUGCGUGAGGAGGAGCUGGAGGUGGCGCUGAAAGUCGUGAUAGUGGGUGACGGAGGCGUUGGCAAAUCCAGCAUGAUACAAAGAUACUGCCGAGGCACCUUCACGCGGGACUACAAGAAAACCAUAGGCGUUGACUUCUUAGAGAGGCAAAUAGAGAUUGACGGAGAAGAAGUCCGGCUGAUGCUAUGGGACACAGCAGGACAAGAAGAGUUUGAUGCCAUCACAAAGGCUUACUACCGCGGUGCACACGCGUGCGUGCUGGCGUUCUCCACAACAGACAGAGACUCGUUUCUAGCACUACAUUCUUGGAAGUUGAAGGUAGAAAAUGAAUGUGGAGAGAUCCCUACAAUAAUAGUUCAAAAUAAAAUAGAUCUGAUGGAUCAAUGCGUCGUUGGACCUGACGAAGCUGAACUGGUUGCGCGCGCGUUGGGUUGCCGUCUGAUGCGUGCGUCGGUGAAGGAGGAUGUGAAUGUUGGCGCGGUGUUCCGUGCGCUAGCGGCGCGCUGCCUCGCCGACAUGAGGCGGGAGGACGACGCCGAUAAUGGAUUACCACCCUGCGUGGCACCAGUCAUAGGUACAUUUACGAAUCAUAACAGCAACGGCACGAUUUUACUCCGGCCCGCUAAACACCGACCAGGCAAGAAGAAAAACGUCCUCAAGAACGCCUGCAGGAUACUGUGA
Diatraea saccharalis (sugarcane borer) is the source of this 681-nucleotide messenger RNA. NCBI's taxonomy places the organism in Eukaryota, Metazoa, Arthropoda, Insecta, Lepidoptera, Crambidae. The record is from the annotation of a GenBank genome assembly.